Messenger RNA from Suillus fuscotomentosus, 2828 nucleotides. Its product is annotated as P-loop containing nucleoside triphosphate hydrolase protein. NCBI's taxonomy places the organism in Eukaryota, Fungi, Basidiomycota, Agaricomycetes, Boletales, Suillaceae. Gene Ontology annotation, molecular function: ATP binding; ATP hydrolysis activity; ATPase-coupled lipid transmembrane transporter activity. Bases 316 to 2577 code for a protein of 753 amino acids. The transcript has 13 exons. Gene Ontology annotation, biological process: transmembrane transport. The record is from RefSeq and is a predicted model, not a curated record.
CUGCACAAACAAAGUUCAAACGAGUGUGUACACUGUGUAGUGACCUGCCAGACUCUCUGAGUCUCUGGAGUUUCCGGUUUUUACAUAAAGCACUCAAGCAUCUUUGUUGUCGGCAUUAACGUGAAUCAGCACACGGAGACACGCCAAACGUCUUUUUGAGGUGCAGGAUGGAUUCUACAUAGCUACCUACGAUUUUUCCGUAUCGGAAACAAGUGUCUUCCUCCCCUGGCAGGUUCGGUGGACGUCACAACCACAUGACAUUUCAUAACAAAAAGACCCCAGACUCUAGCGCCACAGUAUAGUAAGGCUUACUCAAUGGGAAGGUCAGGCCCAGGGGGCCAUGAACUUUCUUUGCAGCAGGAUUCGUCUAGUGCUCUCCUCUUAAAUCACUACAUAUCAUUCUUCAACUCACUUCUGUUCUCUCACUGCCCGAGUCAGACAUUGCAAAAGAUACGAAUGGCAACAAGUCCAAGACAGUUAGUAGACCUCCAUUCUGGAGUCACACACACUCGCAUUGGUAUAUGGGACCUCUAUGAGGAACGCGGAAAAGGGUUACCGCGCAGACCGGAUUCAUCAAUAUUGAAGACAAUUGUCCAGAUACGCGAUAAUAUGCCCUACGUGGUCCGCAUGUUCAAGGAAAUACUCAAUAUCAGACGAGUCCGGAUGCUUCUUCCCUCAUUCUUGGUAGUGCAAGUCUUAGACUCCCUUAUUCCUGCCGUUUCCCUGUGGUGCGAUGGACAAUUGCUCCGACUCGUGGAGACUAUGAUGGAGACAUCUACUGUUGACACAACAGUAGUGAUUCAUGUGGCAGUAGGACGUGUUACAUGCGCAGUCGCGUCGCACCUUCUCAGGCAUAUCCAAAGACGCAUGGAAAUCCCCAUAAACAUGUCCAUCAGACAAUUUUACACUAGACAUGUAUUCCAUUCGAUGGCCCGCCUCGACCUACCCACAUUUACAGAUUCGGCUGUCCGGCAGCAGCUCGGUUUUGUGACGCGUCCCAGGAAUAUGCAUGUGGAAACCAGCCUUGCAUGGGAAGUUGUUCAGGACUUGGCGAGCCUCGCAACGACGACGACUACUAUGAUCUCUCAGUUUUUUGUUCUGUUUACAGUCCUGCAGAAGCAGCAGGAUGGACCACUUCUUAUGAUUCUUGGCUUCUCGCAAUCUAUACUUCGCUGGUACAGGACACAAUCAUCGGUGGACAGCUUCUCUGGUAUGGGGGUUUGGGCCGCGACCACGACCAAUAAUGAUUAUAUUCGCAUGCAAGGUCUUCAGGUUCUCACUUUUUCUCCUUCACAUCGUAAGGAGCUUGUCGCAGGCAACCUCAGUGAAUAUAUUACUUCACAAUUUUGCGAAUCCGCUCUGCGCCUCGGCGAUGAUGCGGGCGACUUUAACGAAGUGUACGAAGCUCAUUCUAUGAGGAAAUUCCCGAGCAUCACCACCAUUCUCCGUGAAACAAUGCCCGAGCUGCCUCAGAUCGCCUUCAUGCUGAACGCCGUGCGAAGGCCAACGACGGUGCCCCUCUCUUUUGCGUCACUCCAGCUAAUUGAACAUGUAUCUGAUUCAUUGAUUUCGACAUACCUCUCGCCAUACAGAGUAUUUAAUCUUACUGCAAAAUUUGCUGGGCUACGCAAUUUAUAUGAACUCAAGAACGUGCAGAACAAAGUGAUGGAUGGUACGGAACGGUUCCCCGGGAACCAGCAGUCCCUCAUUAGUGGCAUUUCUGUUGAGUUCAGGAAUGUAUCGUUCCAGUACUCUGAUGAAGAGAGGUAUGCACUCCGGGAUGUUUCAUUCAGGAUCGAGGCUAGUCAGCUUUGCGUCAUUGUCGGAGGGAAUGGCUCUGGAAAAAGUACGAUUUUGAAACUCAUCUCCCGCAUCUAUGACCCGACAGAGGGUACAAUUCUUAUCGACAACCGCGACAUCAAAACCUUCAGACUCGCUGACCUCCGUGCUGCCAUGUCCAUCCUCUUCCAGGACUACACGCAUUUUCCCCUCUCAAUAGGCGAGAACAUUGGACUUGGCAACCCUGGCCUCGCACAAGAUGAUGACAAGAUACACGAAGCCGCCAAGAUGGGCGGCGCACGAGACUUCAUUGAGGAGCUCCCAGACGGAUUCAGCACUUACAUUGAUCGCCCCGUGAAGGACCAGUACGCGAACCUCCCUGCAGGGGUCACAGUAGCCGAUGAUUGGUACUCUGGUGUGCGUAAUAUGGGGGGUCUCCGUACUUCUACUGUUUCGGGCCUCAGCGGUGGGCAAAACCAGCGGCUUGCAUUGUCACGCACAUUCAUGCGUUCCUUGGUCACCGAUAAAGACUCUUCCGCUGGUAUGCUGGUCUUCGACGAGCCGAGCGCCUCCUUGGACCCUACAGCUGAAAAUGAUCUCUUCGAGAAUCUGCGAAAGUUGAAGGGCAGCAAGACCAUAAUAUUCUCCACUCACCGGUUCGGGAACCUCACACGACAUGCGGAUCUCAUUUUGUACAUGGACGAAUCUGUCCAAGAACAAGGCACGCACGAUGAACUGUUGAAGAAAGGGGGAGAGUAUGCUCGUAUCUGGAAUAUACAAGCGAAACCUUUUCUUUAAUGAGCCGGGACCAGAGAUGCGAAUUCGUGAGUUUGAGUCUUUCUCCCAGCGCUGAUGUGUGCCGAAGAAGAAGGCACGCACGGCGAAUUAUUAAGAGGGAUCUACAAGCUGAGACUUUUAUUUAACAACCCGAGACUGCACAUUGUACAAUAAGCCGGACUAUUAUGUACCCUUCCUCAUGCCAAUAGUCAGGAAAUACUACGUAGAAAAAUAUAGCAAGACACCGCAAGAACGAAGUGUGAGAAAGUGGG